Messenger RNA from Poecilia latipinna (sailfin molly), 2116 nucleotides. It is a transcript of the gene haao, whose product is annotated as 3-hydroxyanthranilate 3,4-dioxygenase. Gene Ontology annotation, cellular component: cytoplasm. Lineage: Eukaryota; Metazoa; Chordata; Actinopteri; Cyprinodontiformes; Poeciliidae. Bases 271 to 1134 code for a protein of 287 amino acids. The transcript has 10 exons. Gene Ontology annotation, biological process: 'de novo' NAD+ biosynthetic process from L-tryptophan; quinolinate metabolic process. Gene Ontology annotation, molecular function: 3-hydroxyanthranilate 3,4-dioxygenase activity; iron ion binding. The record is from RefSeq and is a predicted model, not a curated record.
AGAUUUGAUUAAAAUAAUUUGAAAGUUUUCCUUUAAGCCUCUUCAGUGACUGCAGGACAGUAUUGUGUUACUGAUUAUGAAAGUACUGGUGAACUUUCACCUGUGUACAAAAAAAAAAAAAGAACAGGACAGCUCCUCCCUCACCGUCUAACUCCCACUUGUCCCACUUCUGCAUUUCGUACUGUUCAUAUCGCCACAUUUAAACAUCUAUAAGAAAAGGAAGUCAAAUAGUGUCCUGCUGCAAAAUCCAUAGCCUGUCAUUUAGAAAAAAUGAGCAGCCAAGUUCCUCUGGUCAAUGUGGAAAAGUGGAUCGCUGAAAACCAAGAUGCUUUUCUGCCACCAGUGUGCAACAAGCUGAUGCACUUUUCCCAGUUGCUCGUCAUGUUUGUUGGGGGUCCUAACACCAGGAAGGAUUAUCAUAUAGAGGAAGGGGAGGAGUUGUUUUUCCAGCUGAAGGGAGACAUGUGUCUGAAGGUGAUUGAAAAUGGCGUCCACAAGGACGUUCACAUCAAAGAAGGCGAGAUGUUUCUGCUCCCAGCUCGAAUCCCCCACUCUCCGCAGAGAAAGGCCAACACCGUUGGACUGGUGAUGGAGCGAAGGCGACUGCUGACUGAAACUGACUGCCUGAGGUACUACGUGGACAACACCACCGACAUCCUGUUCGAGAGAUGGUUCUACUGCGAGAAUCUGGGGACACAACUGGUUCCGAUUAUCAAAGAAUUCAUGGCAUCAAACCAGGCUAAGACGGGAAAACCGGAUCCAGAUGAAGUUUUCAGAGAGCCUCCGUUCCAGAUGAACACCAUGAAUGUGAUGACACCGUUUUCCUUCAAGGACUGGCUCAACAAACAGAGGCCGUCUUUGGCUAACGGCAGGCCCAUCAACAUCUUUGGAGUUCAGUUUGAGACAGAGGUAAUGGUGUUUGGACCUGGACUUACAGAGACCUCAGUCCAGCAAACUGAUUUGUGGAUUUGGCAAAUGGAGGGAUCUUCAGCAGUGACCAUGGCGGAGCAGACGUUCAGUUUGACUUCAGGAGAUAGUUUGCUCAUCCCCGAACAGAGCCAGUACAAGUGGCAGAGGAAUGAGGGGACUGUGGCCUUGGUCGUCGUGCAAAAUCCAGAGCGGAAGAGAACCUAAUUAUCAACUACACACCUUCAAAAUUCACUUAAAUAGAUAGAAGUAGUAAAGGUGUUAACUUUUUUUUAUUAAAACAUGUAUUUUUAUUAAUGACAUUGACAUGAAACUUACACCAGAGGUCAGUAGCAAACCAAAAAAUCCACACACAAAAAUGAGACCAAAACAAAUCAUUUUCAACUCUGAUGAUACAGGGAGAAAGUAAUAACACACUUACUGAAUUUUAUCAGCUUUUUUCUUUCUGGGUUUUAUCAUCAGCUCUUUAAUGAAGAACAUGCAGUUACAUUCCUCCUCAUACUUCCUUUAAUUAUCUGACGUUUCCUAGCACUUUAUGCUCAAAAACAACCUCACACCUUCUUGUUCUUUGGUGUUUUUGGAGUGAUAUUCACUCCAGAUCCUCCUGCAAACGUCUGUUCUGUUAAUAUUUCAUUGGCUUCCCAAAAUACUCUGUAGAAAACUUUAAAAGAUAUUUAUCAUGGGUUUUCUUUAUUAGUGGAGUUUUUCCCAGUGAGUUGUACAAUUGCAGUUGAGUGAAUAUUUCUUUGAAAUUAAGUUUAAAGAAAUACGUUUUGCAAUAAUGAGGUUGUGAAUUGAGCUUUUUGGUUUGACCCAUCAUGUUUGUUAGAGUAAUGAGAAAACGUUUCAUAGACGAUCACUGCAGAGUAAAUUAUUAUUAAAUUAGUAUUAGUCAGACCUGACUUUCUAUGUUGUCCAACACAUUUUCUAUGUAUUAUCUCACUUAAUUAUUCUUAAAUUAAUCCGUGGAUUUGUGUUGUUAAUGACAUCUGGGGUGAAUUUUGAACAAACAUCCUAUUAGAAGUAUGUUUACUAAGAAAAACAAUAACUUGUUCAAUGCGCUUUGUAUAAUGGUAAUAAAUAAUGCCAAUUUCAUUUAGUUUUAUUAUUUAGUGAAGUUAAGCAUAAUGAAAGAAGAACUUGAUUCUGAAACUGUUUUUAGGCUAACAGGAAUAAAAUGACAUGAGAU